This is a messenger RNA of Nilaparvata lugens (brown planthopper), 3280 nucleotides long. RefSeq names its product putative cyclin-dependent serine/threonine-protein kinase DDB_G0272797/DDB_G0274007. NCBI's taxonomy places the organism in Eukaryota, Metazoa, Arthropoda, Insecta, Hemiptera, Delphacidae. The coding region runs from base 440 to 1165 and encodes 241 amino acids. Gene Ontology annotation, molecular function: calcium ion binding. The record is from RefSeq and is a predicted model, not a curated record. The transcript is spliced from 7 exons.
CAAUAAAAUAAGUAGAGCUAAAGUUAAUUUUUUUUAAUGAUCAUUGUGUAAGUUAACUUAUUUCAAUGCAAUUUCCAAAAGUAGAAAAUUUACUUUAUUAUGUUGCCCGCAUGUUUUCAAAUUGUAUACGUGUUGUCAAGUCAGAUACAGAUCGCCAGAUUGGUUGAGCGGAGAGUUGGUGGAACCUUGGAACAGGUCCUGCAUGAAUCCUGAAAGCAAUUUGUAGCAAGAUGUCAUAACCUGCAACGUGUAGAAAAGUGUUUAUUACUAGUAUAUUCACAUUAGAAGUUUAAUUUACCUUUUUUUCAGUAUUUCCAGAAUACUAAUCAAAAAUUGUCAGUUUUUAUCUGAAUAUUUAAGCUAUUUGACAGUCUGUUGUACCGGCGAAAAACUUCAACUUUAUGUUUUGAUUUCUCAAGUAUAAUUUUUAUUGAAGAAUAUGGGUACAAUUAUUAUUCCUUUGAUAGUAGUCCAAUUGGUGUGUUAUGUUGUUGGACAUGAUAGGGUGGCACCAGGAGUUCCACCUCAGCAUUAUGCUAACCAGGGACAAUAUAACCAGCAUAUGCAUCAACAGCCAGGCCAACCUCCUAUGGGUCAGCAGCAGCAACAAAUGCACCAACAACCUCCUCAACAAAACUAUCAGCAACAACAGCAGAUGCCACCACAACAGCAGCAGCAAAUGCAACAACAACAGAUGCAUCAACCGCAGCAAAUGCCUCCACAACAGCAGCAGCAGCAACAACAACAACACCAUGCUCAUGGCAAUGUGAAACAUGAGGACAUGCUCAACGCAGCCAAUAUACAUCAGGAAAAAGACCAUCUGAAAGAACAUCUACAUGCUCAAGUGGAUACAAGUAAAAUGACUGAACAAGAACUUCAGUUCCAUUAUUUCAAGAUGCACGAUUCAGAUAACAAUAACAAGCUGGAUGGAUGCGAAUUGAUCAAAUCACUUAUCCACUGGCAUGAACAAGGUCAUAAGGACCCGGCCACCGGACAGACGGUUCAGCCGCAGGAGAAACUGUUCAAGGACGAGGAGCUGAUUCAGCUGAUCGAUCCGAUCUUGUCGAUGGACGACAGCAACAGCGACGGUUACAUUGACUAUCCAGAGUUUGUGCGCGCGCAACAGAAAGCUGCCAAACCCCCGCCCCCGCAGCAGCACUCGUGAAACUGAAUAAUUAUACAGUAGAUCCAGAAAACCCGGAAGUUGCACCUGAACGUAUUUCGACCGACCAAGAGCUGGCAAAUGCAGUCGACCCGCUCUUCAGGGACUACGACUCAGAUUUCGAUGGUUUUAUUGACUACACUGAGUUUAAAAAAUAUCAGAGUCAACAGCACGUUUGAUAGAAUUCUAUUAUAAUGAGUGAUUCAGUGAAUAAUUACUGUGUACAUUUACUAAGUUAUAAAUAACUACAUAAGUGUAAAUUCAGUUAUGUGCACCUUAUUCAUAAGGUGUGACCGUCUUCGAAUGUUGUGAGUGUGAAAGCUUGGUUGUGAGUUGAAAAACUAUCCUUUAUAAAUUAUCAUUUUACAUUGAAAUUUACACAAAAACGUUUAAUUUUCAUUUUUGUUUUUUAUUUAUUUCUUUUUUAGAUCUAUUUCAUUUUUUAGCCGUACUAUUUGUAUAAAAAUCAACUAAUUUUUCUUUCAACUUUCAAAAGUUGAUUAAUUAAUUAAUAUAUGUACUUUAUAACCUCUAAGAGGUUACUUUCAAAAAAAUUAUUACAGUCAUUGCUGAGUUUUUUACUUGGUACUUUUUUUAAAUGCUUUGCAACACUUUAAUAAGGAGUUCCUCUCCUUAUUAUAAAACAUUAAGCUGAAUUAUGAAUUUAUUGUGUCUUUUUAGACUCUGACUUAUUUGAAUGUGUGGAAUUCACACUACAUAUUCCACUCGAAUUUGUUGUUAUUAAAAUAUAUCACAAUUUUGUCAUAAUCUUGAAACGUUAUUUGUUUUUCAUUUGAACUCUAAGCACAAAAUUAUUGUUAUAAUUUAAAAAUUCCAUUUGGUUUCAAAUCGAUUUUACUCAACAAUUCAUGAUUUCUUCAUAUAAACUUUCCCAGUUUAAAAAUAUUAUCAAUUUGCUAUUUAAAGUUUAUUAUUGAAUCAACCCAAAACUUGAGGUUCCAUGGCAAAAACUUGUGAAAAUUUUGUAUAUAUAGAUGAAUAUUGAACAAAUUUAGUGUAGUUUGGGUGUAGUUUUUGAUUUUAAAGUUUUAUUGAUUUAGUUUUGAUGUUGAAUUUAUAUAAUUGUUGUUGAGUUUUUGUAAAUCUUGUACAUAUAUUGUGUGUAUUUGUGGUGUGGGUUUGAGGAUAAAGUAUAUAUUUUCGUCUUAAUGAAUUGCUAACUAUGUAGGUAUAAUAUUUAUUUCCGUGGAAAAAUGAACAAAUUUUGGAAUUAAUAUAAUUGAAACUUAUUGUUCAAGAUCAUUGUACUGCGAUUCUGUUACCGCUACUGAAAAUAGCACAAAUUUUAGGGCUUCCACUACAAUUUGACGCCUUCGAUGCACAUUCAACUUUGUGAAGAUGUAAUUUAUUCAUUGAUAUAAUUCCUAAGAAUUUUAAGCUUGUGAUCAAACGUUUCAUUUAGAUAAUCGCUGUUUUAUAAUUUGUUAUCCUUCUUUUAAACUUGACAAAUCUCGUUUGAAAUAUUUCAAAUUAUCCAAUAACUUACUUUUCCUUUUACACAAAGAUAGUCUACUCUAGAUGUCUAGAUUGAUCAAAUUCAUCCAAUAAAAUCAUACAGAAAACAGAAAAUUUCAGUAAUUACAACUUUUAUUGUAGUUUUCAAUUCAUUCAAGCAACUUAUUCUUGUGUUAUUAAAUUAAUUUAAUUAAAUUCUUAUGCUACUAUUAUGUACUCAUGUUUUAUGUGCAAUUUUAUGGGCAAAUUUGAGUCGAAUCCUCAUAAUCAUUAAUAAUUUCAUAUAAUAAAAUCAUUCAACUAUGUUUCAAGUGUGAUGUUUCAUUUAGUCACACAAUGCUUCCACAAUGAUUCUCUUACGUCUACGUAUUCAUGUAUAUUGUUCAUUAGCAAGCUAACCAAUUGUUGGUUACCAGGUACGGGUAUUUGAAAAUGUUGACCAGAUUAUUAAUAGUUAUUAGAGGAAACGAAUACAAUACUAAAACUAUAGAAAAAUACUCAAGUAGAAAGUAGAAUGUGUUGUAAAAAUUGAUUAUAAAUAGUCCCUUUACCUUUUUCAGUUUGUUUUUGUAUUGAACAUUUUUCUAUAAAGUUUGUAUUAUUCAACCGAAUCCCUCUAAUAAAUUAACUGUUGAAAAUCUA